Messenger RNA from Hyphopichia burtonii NRRL Y-1933, 1187 nucleotides. RefSeq names its product carboxymethylenebutenolidase. Bases 330 to 1139 code for a protein of 269 amino acids. The transcript has a single exon. Gene Ontology annotation, molecular function: hydrolase activity. Lineage: Eukaryota; Fungi; Ascomycota; Pichiomycetes; Serinales; Debaryomycetaceae. The record is from RefSeq and is a predicted model, not a curated record.
AGCCGAUGCCAGAAAAGCAGCUGAUGCUGCUAAUGGUAGAAAGAAAUAAUCAUAUUGGUAAAUUUAUGAUCUAUAGUUAUUCGACUUGUUGAUUGUUUGACUUUUUUCUCUUUUAUGAUUGAUUUUGAAUACUGACGAAAUAAACGAAAUUGUUACUGGCUUUUAAAAGUAAAUUGUAAUCGUUAAAUCUACGGCUUAUAUUAGUCGUAUUCGAUAAAGAGACCAGUGGCACGGGUUGAAUUAAACCAAAACCAACAAAACAAAAAAAAAAACGACAAGCUUCUUCAGAAAGACUUAUCCUUUGAAGCAUCUUAUCAAUUGACUUCAACAUGCUUAUCAAGGAAUCAUAUCACGAUGUGAAAACCUCCUAUGGUACCACCAUGAGGAUUUUUGUGUAUCAUCCUACUAUUCCUAACUACCCCAAUGUCAAGUUUCCCGGGGUAGUUGUUCACAGUGAGAUCUACCAAGUGACUGGUCCAGUUUCGAGAUUUGCAAAAGAUAUUGCUGGCCAGGGGUUCAUAGUUGCAUGUCCAUCUAUUUUCCACAAUUUCGAAUCACAUGAACCUUUGGCAUACGAUGUCGAAGGUACUGAUAAAGGUAAUAAAUAUAAAAUUACCAAGGAGUUAAAGUCGUUUGAUGAAGAUAAUAAACUUACCAUCGAUUACUUAUGCUCAUUACCUACUUGUAAUGGAUCCAUUGGAAGUCUGGGAAUGUGUCUUGGUGGACAUGUCGCUUUAAGAACAAGUUUUGAUAAACGUGUUAAAGCUGCAGUUUGUUUUUUUGCAACUGAUAUUCAUAAUCAUGCGUUGGGAUUAGGCCAAAAUGACGAUACUUUACAAAGAAUCAAAGAAAUUAAGGGUGAAAUCAUUAUGAUCUUCGGUUGUAAAGAUAAUCAUGUCCCACCAGAAGGUAGAGACCUAAUUAGAGGUACUUUUAGAGAAAAUAAUAUCGAUAUGACUUUUAUUGAAAUUAAUGAUGCUCAACACGCUUUUAUUAGAGAUGAAUUGAGUAAAGGUAGAUACGAUCCUGCCACCACGAAAAACUGUAUGGAGUUUUUAUUUGAAUUAUUCAACAGAAAGUUGAAAUUGGAAUAUGGUGACCACGACGGUCAAAAAGAAGUUAUUGAAAAUGUUUGUUAAUCUUUGUAGUUAGAUAUAUAUAAAUGCACGGGUGUCACGUGACGUGGC